AUGCUGAGCGCAUUGGCAUCAAUGCCGUCCCAGGCUGUGGCAAGAUCUGGUGAACAAGUUCGGGGGAGCGUGCCAAGCUCCACCAAGGUAGAAGUGGAUUGGGACGAAUUUGAAGAUGAAAGAGAUAUUUUGUCAAAGCUGCCUUUAGACCAGCUUUUGAAGGAGGUGAGGGUGCCUCCUCCCAAAAUAGAUCCAGCGCCCCUGCAUUUGCUUGAUGCAAGCCGCCGGUGCAUGUCUCCUCGUCAUUUGACCAGAUCCUCCGUUCUGGUUCAUGUCUACAAUCUCAAUGAAACCUUUAUGCAAGCAAACAGAGUGUUAGCAGUGGCCGGUAGUGGCGCUUUUCAUGCCGGUGUGGAAAUCUUUGAUUGGGAGUGGUCUUAUGGCAUCUUUGGUGUCAGAAAGACUAUUCCAAGGAACCAGACGCGGCACAUCUACAAGUGUAGCGUUUUUCUUGGGGAUUCAGAAGUGGGCCAGGCGGAAUUUGUAGAGCUGUUGAGAGAGUGCUUUCAAGACUUCAUGGGUGAACACUAUGAGCUCGUGGGGCACAACUGCUGCACUUUUGCACGGGCAUUGGUUCGCAAGUUACAGGUUCGAGCCAUGCCAUCGUGGGUUGACCGGCUAGCACGAGGCUUGAAUUUUGGUGCCAAGGCCGCUCGCGUAGCAACACGUCCCAUGAAGCAGGCAGCUGCAUUAGGCGGCCGCAUGUUGCGGAUGGGUAGAGGUGCAGGAUCAGAAUCGGAUGAUGAUGAGGAUUUGACAGACCUCCCAUCCCCCGUUCUCCAGGACGGCAUUCCGGGUCAAAUUGCAACCGCAAUGCCUCAGCCCUGUGCACAACAGCAACAACAGCCUGGCUUUGCCAUUGCGAAGCCUCAGCUGGCUACUGGACCACCACACGUACCGGCAAAUGGUGGCGUGCGGGACAACACUGCGGGACCGUUCCCGGCCUCAGCUCCUCAUGGUCCCACGCUGCCUUUGCAACAAAAGCAUCCUGAGGCACUGGCGCGAUCUGGCGAACAAGUUCAGGGCAGCUUGCCAAGCUCCAAGGUAGAAGUCGAUGGGGACGAAUCUGAAGAUGAAAGUGACAUUUUGGCUCAGUUACCUCCAGAUCAGUUGUUUGAGGAGGUGGUGACGACGCCCCCAGAAACAGAUCCAGCGCCCCUGCACUUGCUUGAUGCAAACCGCAGGCGCAUGUCCUCCCGUCAUUUGACCAGAUCCUCCGUCCUUGUCCAUGUCUACAAUCUCAAUGGACCUUUUAUGCGAGCAAACAAACUGCUCGCGGUCACUGGUAAUGGUGCUUUUCAUGCCGGUGUGGAAAUCUUUGAUUGGGAAUGGUGCUAUGGCAUCCAUGGCGUCAAAAAGACCAUUCCAAGGAAACACCCGCGGCACAUCUACAAGUGUAGCGUUUUUCUUGGGGAUUCAGAAGUGAGCCAGGCGGAAUUUGUAGAGCUGUUGAGGGAGUGCUUUCAAGACUUCAUGGGUGAUCACUAUGAGCUCGUGGGGCACAACUGCUGCACUUUUGCACGGGCAUUGGUUCGCAAGUUAAAGGUUCAAGCCAUGCCAUCGUGGGUUGAUCGGCUAGCACGAGGCUUGAAUUUUGGUGCCAAGGCCGCUCGCGUAGCAACACGUCCCAUGAAGCAGGCAGCUGCAUUAGGCGGCCGCAUGUUGCGGAUGGGUAGAGGUGCAGGAUCAGAAUCGGAGGAGAAUGAGAACAUGACAGAUCUCCCAAGUCAUUUUCCCGACCCAGGUCAAAUUGAAACUGGAAUGCCUCAGCCCUGUGCACAAGAGCAACAACAGCAACCUCCAGCGCUCCCUGCGCAGUCUGGCUUUGCGAAGCCUCAGCCGGCCACUGGACCGCCAUACAUACUGGCGAAUGGUGGUGUGCAGGAGGACAACACUGUGGGGCUAUUCCCGGCCUCAGCUCCCCAUGGUCCCAUGCUGCCUUUGCAACCUGUAAAGUAUCCCGAGGCGCAUGGCUAUGUCCAACAAAGACAACCAGCACCCCAGUUGCAACAGGCGAUGGUACCCCCAGUAGUGUAUGUGCCAGCUUCAGGCGCUCCAGUGUAUGCAACGCCAUCAGGCCCAUGCAUAUACAUUGCCCCUGGCCAGAUGUACCCAGGGAAUGCGUACCCAGUGGCACCUAGACAACCAGGCUUCCGAUAA
This is a messenger RNA of Durusdinium trenchii, 2160 nucleotides long. Lineage: Eukaryota; Dinophyceae; Suessiales; Symbiodiniaceae. The record is from the annotation of a GenBank genome assembly.